UCCCAAAACCCUCGCCGCCGCUUCCCACCUCCGUCCAUUUCUCCGUUGAUCCGCUUCGCCGGCCGCCGCCGUCGCUUGCGCUUCCUCUUUUCCGUUCGCCACUCGCCAGCCCGUCUCCAUCUGCUUCUUAAGCUUUCCCAUUCGCCGCCGCCGCCACGCCUCCUAAGAGGCACGCCCCACUUGUCUCGCCGGCCGUAUGAACCAGAGAUGCUGCCCCCGCCUCCGACCGCUGUACUUUCUCCGCCGCGGCAUCCACUCCACCUCGGCGCCCAUUCCGGCCGACGCCGCCACAGACGCCACCCUCUUGGGCCGCCUCACCCGCCUCCUCCUCCUGCAUCGCUUCUCCGCCGCCGCCCGCCUCCUCUCCUCCUCCGGCCCCCUCACCCCUUCACUCCUCCAUGCAGCCCUGCGCCGGGUCCGUCUCGACCCCGACGCCGCGCUGCACCUCUUCCACCUCGCCCCGUCCCGCCCAUCCCUGCUCGCGCACGCCCAGCUGCUCCACAUCCUGGCCCGCGCCCGCCGCUCUGCCGACGCUCGCGCUCUCCUGGCUUCCCUCCUCUCCCCUCGGCCUCCGGCCCCGCCUCUCUUUCCGCACCUCGUCGAGGUCUACAAGGAGUUCACCUUCUCCGCGGCCUCCUUCGACCUGCUCCUACGCGCGCUCGCCAACGCCGGUCACCUGGAUGGCGCCCUCCAGGUGUUCGACGAAAUGAGGAAGCUCGGGUGCCGCCCCACCGUUCGGUCCUGCAACAGCAUGCUCAACAGGCUAACGCAGGUUGGGGACCUGGGCACCGUGGUGGCCGUGUUCGAGCAGAUGCAGCGUGUCGGGACUCUGCCAGACGAGUUCACGGUGGCGGUCAUGGCAAAGGCGUACUGUAGGGAUAGGGGAGUGGCACAUGCAAUCGAGUUUGUGGAGGAGAUGAAGAAGAUAGGUGUGGAUGCGAACUUGGUGGCAUAUCAUGCACUGAUGAAUGGGUACAGUGAGAUGGGGCGGACCGAGGAUGCAAGAAGGGUGUUGGAUUCGCUGCCCAGCAGGGGUUUGUCACCAAAUGUAGUGACAUAUACCUUGCUUGUGAAGGGAUAUUGUAAAGAGGAGAAGAUGGAGGAGGCUGAGGAUGUCAUAAGGGAGAUUAGGAAAAAUAAGCAUCUUGCGGUUGAUGAAGUCACCUAUGGUGCAGUGAUUAAUGGCUACUGCCAAAGGGGAAGGAUGGAGGAUGCAGUUAGAUUACAGAAUGAGAUGAUUCAUGUUGGGCUCCAGGUAAAUCUGUUUGUGUACAACACAAUCAUCAAUGGGUACUGCAAGUUGGGCAGAAUGGUGGAAGCACAUAAGAUUUUGCAUGAAAUGGAAGGUGCUGGUGUGAGGCCAGACACAUACAGUUACAAUAGUCUAGUUGAUGGGUAUUGCAGAAAGGGUUUGAUGACCAAGGCUUUUGAAAUUUGUGAUACGAUGGUAAGGAAUGGAUUCACAGUGACAGUAGUAACAUAUAAUGCACUUUUGAAAGGUUUUUGCUCACUUGGCUCGAUUGAUGAUGCACUUAGACUGUGGUUCUUGAUGUUGAAGAGAGUUGUUGCACCUAAUGAGAUUAGUUGUAGCACUUUGUUUGAUGGUUUCAUCAAGGCAGGUAAAACUGAGAAGGCCUUGAACCUUUGGAAGGAAACCUUAGCAAGGGGAUUAGCAAAAAACAUAACUACAUUUAACACGGUUAUCAACGGGUUGUGUAAGACUGGGAGGAUGCUUGAAGCAGAAGAGCUUCUUGGCUGGAUGAAGGAAUCGAGAUGUCCUCCCGAUAGUAUAACUUACAGAACAAUAGUUAGUGGUUAUUGUAAGACAGGUGAUAUGGUUGGAGCUAUUCGCAUUAUGAAGGAAAUGGAAACUUUAGGUUUUGUUCCUUCAAUUGAAUUGUUCAAUUCUUUGAUAACUGGACUCUUCAUAGCUAAGCAAUGUGGAAAGGUGGACGAUAUACUCUUUGAAAUGAGUACAAGGGGACUUUCUCCUAACACAGUUACUUAUGGAGCUCUGAUAGCUGGAUGGUGUAAAGAGGGAGAUCUGCAGAAAGCGUAUAACCUGUAUUUUGAAAUGGCAGGGAAAGGCCUGACUCCAAACCUUUUUAUUUGUAGUUCUUUAGUGAGCUGUUUCUAUAGAAAGGGGAAGGUUGAUGAGGCAAAUUUGGUGCUGCAAAAACUUGUAGAUACCGACAUGAUUCCAGAUAUCAGUGCAACCAGACUUGAGAUUGGGAAAUUAGCAAAUGCACUUGAUACUGUUGCUGGUGGAAAUCUUCAUUCUGCAAAAAUAAUGUUGAACAUUGUUAUUUUUGGUCUAUGCAAAUUGGGAAGGAUUGAAGAUGCUAAAAACAUGUUUGCAAAUCUAAAAACCAAGGGAUUUGUUGCUGAUAAUUUCACUUAUUCUAGCCUCAUCCAUGGUUGUUCCACUUCAGGAUUUGUUGAUGUAGCUUUUGAUCUGAGGGAUGAGAUGUUAAGUGUUGGUCUCACUCCAAAUAUCGUAACCUACAAUUCACUCAUAUAUGGUCUUUGCAAGUCUGGGGAGUUAUCAAGGGCAGUUAGUCUUUUUAAGAAGUUGCAGUCAAAGGGUAUCUCCCCUAAUGCUAUCACCUACAAUACACUAAUUGAUAAAUAUUGUAAGGAUGGUCACAUAACUGAAGCCUUUAAGUUAAAACAAAGGAUGAUAGAGGAUGGUAUUAAGCCUACUGUGUUCACCUAUUCUAUACUGAUUCAUGGUCUUUGUAUUCACGAUUAUAUGGAAGAAGCAAUCAAGCUUCUUGACCAAAUGAUUGAGAAUAAUGUAGAUCCAAAUUAUGUUACAUAUUGGACGCUGAUUCAAGGUUACAUUAGAUGCGGUAACAUGAAAGAGAUUUCAAAGCUUUAUGAUGAGAUGCAUAUCCGUGGACUUCUUCCCACCCUUGUGGCUGGAGAUGUAAAACAAGCAUGUCCUGUUAUAUACAACCAGAAUGGGAAAACAAGUCACAUGAAGAUGUACUGCUAGUGCUAACUGCUAACACAUUCGUUGCAUGUCUACAUUCUCUUGGAAGAUGCUGAUGACUUAUGGUUUGUAUGAUAAGGCAAAUCAUAAGGAUCCAUUUACAACUUAGAUGAUUCCUCAAUUCGAUCAAGGAGAAUCUUAGUGGAUUAAUUUUAUUAGAGCACUGGAUCAAGAUUCAAGCAAUUUGAGGUGUGGACAAGCAUGGCGGCUUCUGUAAUCAGAAAAUGAAGGGUUCGCUGAGAGAAAAAGGAGAAAGACACAAUGGAUUGAAUUUGGAAGAGUUGACCAAACUCUUAUGUGCCAUAAUAGCUGAAAGAUGGAUCAGUUAUAUGCCAAUGUGGAAUCGAGCAAUUGUUGGUUGCCAAGCAAUAUCCUCAGCAAAUUGCAAAUGCAGCUACAUCUGACAGCCAAGUGGGCAUGGUUUUUGCAAUCAAAAGAUGAGGCAGAGAACUAAAUGGGUUAGCAUCGUGCCCAGAUAGAGGCUUCACUCUAUGGGAAGGUUGAAGAGAGCAACGGUGGUUCUGGUGCGAAUGUCAAACUCCUUGUUUGGCAGCAGCAAAAAUUGAACAACUCUAUCAAUAGGUCUGCAAGUAUCUUCCCUAAUGUCAUUUAGAUGCUUCAGAGACAUGUCACCUAUGUGAGGAACUGAGCGUUUCUGGGGCGAGUUUUGUUGAGUUGCAUCCCUUAUUGCAAUUAAGAUACCUUAAGUCACAUUUGACUGUAGCAACGAAUGAAAAGUAAAGCUAACGUUGCUACCUUCACUAUUUAAGACCUCCAGUGAUGUUGCUCCGAAAAAUUUCUUGUCUUACUUCCGUACUAUAUUGUUUUGGAAAAUAGAGCACUGUUUUUCAGGGCUAAUA
Setaria italica (foxtail millet) is the source of this 3855-nucleotide messenger RNA. RefSeq names its product putative pentatricopeptide repeat-containing protein At1g19290. The transcript is spliced from 6 exons. Gene Ontology annotation, molecular function: protein binding. Lineage: Eukaryota; Viridiplantae; Streptophyta; Magnoliopsida; Poales; Poaceae. The coding region runs from base 197 to 2998 and encodes 933 amino acids. The record is from RefSeq and is a predicted model, not a curated record.